This is a messenger RNA of Linnemannia hyalina, 2067 nucleotides long. The record is from the annotation of a GenBank genome assembly. Lineage: Eukaryota; Fungi; Mortierellomycota; Mortierellomycetes; Mortierellales; Mortierellaceae.
AUGCAUAUCUCAUUAUUAGUCCUCGCGGGUCUAGCCAUCAUCUCUUCAUCACCACAGCUACUACAACUGGCACAAGCGCAGCCCCAGCCCUGUGGAGGAGCAGCGUUCGCAAAAGUCGGAACAACCUUCUACAUCCAAGGCGGAUCCACCUUCGAAGACAACCUCAUCCAAGCCUUCUGGGCCCUCGACCUCUCCUCCCCCUGGACAACCUCCUCCCCCGCCUGGUCUGCUUUAUCCCCACCUGGACCUUAUAACGCCUUUCACUCUGCAGGUGUUUCCUCUGAUGGGUCCUCGUUUAUUACAUUCGGACGUGAUACUGCAGCGAGUACCAACCAGGUUGCGCCGAAUUGGGUUAAUACGUUCCAUAUCGGGUCCAAGACCUGGUCGGCGGCCAAUCCCCCACAGGUGGCGGAUACGAGUCGGAGGGACUUUUAUGCUGUCACGAAUCUGGCCGGAUCCAAGAUCUAUAUCAUGGGUGGGAAUUCGGGCCCCGCGGGGGCGGUGAGCACGAACGUGUUGAAUACAUAUGAUCCAGCGACGGGGACGAUGAAUGAGGCGCCUAUGCCGGCGUCUGCGCCGCAGAAUAGUUCGACGUAUGCGGCGGUUUGGGUCAAGCGGUCGGCGACCAUGUUAUUGAUGGGGGGCGCUACCGCAGGGGGUUAUCCGCAGAGCCUUUGGAGUUAUAAUCCUGCAAGUGGUGGAUGGGCUACUCAGGCGUCAAGCGGACCAUUCAGCCAGAAUCGCAUCUCGCACUGUGCCGCCAGUAAUGCCGAUGGCUCAAUUGUGGCAGUGUUCGGCGGAUUCAUCAAUGGAGGAUCCACAGCCGACCCGAACGCCUACAUCCUCAACACAAUCACCUGGACAUGGACCGUCAUCCCCCUCGCCUCUGGACGUGGACGUGGCAAUGCUGCCUGUACCAUCAUCGACGACACCUUUAUCAUCUGGGGAGGAUUCUACAAUAACCCCAGCGUUGUGGGUGGGUUGCCUACGGGAGCGGAUAAUCUGCUGUUGCUUACGUUGUCGACUGGCCAGUGGACGACGUCAUAUACGCCAUCGACGGCCGCUGGCGGGGCUGGGAGUGGAGGUGGUGGGAAUGGAACUAGUGGUGGGACGGGAGGUAAUGGUGGAAUGGGAGGUAAUGGUGGGACUGGAAGUGGGAACGGAGGGCUUUCGGGUGGUGUGAUUGGGGGGAUUUGUGCGGGAGUUGCGGUUGUGGUUGCGGUGGUGGCGUUCUUGUUCUAUAGACGGUCUUCGAAGAAGGGCGAUUAUACCGUUGCUGCCUCGUCAGCAAAGCUAGAGUCUGGAUCGCAUGGUGCCCAUCAUCCUCCUGCUCCUCCAUGUACCGGAGGAGGUCCCACCAAUGGACAUGGACACCAUCACAACGGUAGUGGUGCUGCUGCACCCAUUGCUGCUGGUGCUGCUGUGGCUGGUGUCGCUGCCGGACAUAUCCCAUCCAACCAUCACAACCAUUCUCCACAACCGCCCGCACCAUCCACCACCGCCUCCCCAACCGUUUACGACCAAUCUCUCUACCACCAACAACAACCCCAACCUCAACAAAUCGGAUACGCAGGCUAUGACCAACACCAGCAGCAGCAGUACCCUCCCUACCUUCAACAAGCACCCGAGCAGUCAUUCCACCACCGCCCCAGCACAGAUAUCGCUUACUCCAGUGCAGGAGCACCGGGCGGAGAUGUGCAAUAUGUCGACGAGCACGGAAACCUCUACCGCCGCUCAUACCAGCCCGAAGUUGUCCCUGUACCUGUCCCAUCUCCAGGAACCGCGUACUACCCGCCCCCACCGCCCUCCGGAAGUAGUGGUGUUGGGACCCCGGAGCAAGGGGCUUACCAAGCCGCGUAUGGACAAGGACAGGGAGGAGAGGCACCGUACAAGGCGUUGGUUGGUGAAGGAGGAGCGCCAAGGGUGGACGCAAGCCCGUACCAUGAUUCGUAUGGCGUUGCUGGGUCUGCGACAACAGCUGCGAAGCGGCCAGUGGGUGGACCUCAAGGUGGGCCGUUUAUUGAGGUGCCUGUCGCCAAGGGUGCUCCUCAAGCCAUCCUGCAGUAA